AUGAGCGUGGUCUACGAACCGCGGGCCUUCAUCCAUGAGGGCAGUUAUCCGCCCAUAGAUGACCACCACCACGAUCCCACCCCGGACGCCGACCGCUUCACAGAUCCCACCGAUGCCGUCGUCAACGAGCUUGCCACGGUCGCGACCUUCACUGCCCCUCCCCCUCCAUAUGUAGAUACCACCGCCGAACCUCGAAUAGACCUUCCUACCGCCCCGUCAGCCGUAUCAAAAGAGGAUUCACCAACAGCAACAACACCGCAGCGUGUAAAGGCGAUUCCUAAACCAGACCGCGAGGUGACCAAGAAUCUAGAGGGGAAAUAUGUAUGUACGUGGCCAGGCUGUACCGAAGAGGCCAAGGAGUUCGGGCGCAAGUGCGAGUGGAAUAAGCACAUGGACAAGCACGACCGGCCGUACAAAUGCGCGGCCGAGGGGUGUGAGAAGCUGCCGGGAUUUACAUACUCGGGCGGCCUUUUGCGGCAUGAGCGCGAGGUACACGGCAAGCAUGGCGGUCCCAAGAAUUCCUUCUACUGCCCGCACGUCAACUGCAAGCGCCACUCAGGCAAGGGAUUCUCGCGCCAGGAGAACCUGAACGAGCACCUACGCCGUGUGCACACACAGAACGGGGCGGUCCUGAACGGCAGCGGCGGCAUCGAAAUCGAGACGGACGACGGGGCAAGCGACAACCCCGCCAACAUCGGGGCAGCCGCGGGGUCGGCCGGGGGUGGCGGUACUGGCCAAAAACGCAAGCGAGACGAGCGGCCCGAGGACAGCGACUUGCGCGAGGAGAUCAAGCGCGUGCGGCAGGAGAACGAGGAGCUACGGCGGCAGGUGCAGGCGCAAAACCAGCAGACGGUGGUCAUGAUGCAAAAGAUCUCGCAGCUCCAGCAGGCGCUCGAACAGCGCAUGGCCUCGCCCAUGGCCAGCGCGUCCAUGAUAUAG
Canariomyces notabilis is the source of this 939-nucleotide messenger RNA. RefSeq lists its product as uncharacterized. Gene Ontology annotation, biological process: regulation of transcription by RNA polymerase II. Lineage: Eukaryota; Fungi; Ascomycota; Sordariomycetes; Sordariales; Chaetomiaceae. The transcript has 2 exons. Gene Ontology annotation, cellular component: nucleus. The record is from RefSeq and is a predicted model, not a curated record. The coding region runs from base 1 to 939 and encodes 312 amino acids.